AUGUCUUUAAAAGAAACACAGCAGUUUGAGAAGGGUAGAAUUAAAGUAUUACAAGAUGAGAGAGUGUAUAUUCAGAAGAAAACUUUUACAAAAUGGGCCAAUGCCUUCCUGGAAAAGGCCCGAAUGGAAAUCAAAGAUUUAUUCACAGAUCUGAGUGAUGGAAAAAUGUUAAUGAAAUUAUUGGAAAUUAUUUCUGGUGAAAAUUUAGGAAAACCAAAUAAAGGUGUACUCAGAGUGCAAAAAGUUGAAAACCUCAAUCGAUGUCUCAAAUUUCUGGCCACAAAGGUAUAUUUUGAGAAUAUUGGAGCAGAAGAUAUAUUAGACGGGAAUCAGAGAUUGAUUCUAGGGUUAAUAUGGACCAUUAUUUUACGUUUCCAAAUUCAAGAAAUUGUAAUUGAUGUGGAUGGAGAUGAAGAAAAGGGUGAAAAAAGAUCAGCUAAAGAUGCUUUAUUAUUGUGGUGUCAGAGGAAAACAGAAGGGUAUCCUGGUGUUAAAAUCACAAACUUUACUACAAGUUGGAGAAAUGGGUUAGGUUUUAAUGCCUUGAUUCAUGCUCACAGACCUGACAUAAUAGCCUACGAUAGACUUGAUCCAGCAGAUCAUAUCGGUAAUUUAAAUAAUGCUUUUAACAUAGCAGACUCUCAACUUGGUAUUCCCAGAAUUCUUGAUGCUGAAGAUGUUGAUGUUAACAGACCUGAUGAGAAAGUUGUAUUAACCUACGUAGCUUCGUAUUACCAUUACUUCGCUAAGAUGAAAAGUGAAAUGACUGGAGGAAAGAGAAUUGCUAAGGUUUUAGGAAAUAUGGUAGAUUUAGAUAGGAUGCAACAAGAUUAUGAAAAUUUAACUUCCAAUUUAUUAGAAUGGAUACAGAAUAAAAUAAAUAAUUUAAAUGAUAGACGAUUUCCUAACUCAUUAGAAGGAAUACAACGUGAACUUAUUAUGUUUAAAAAAUAUAUGACAGAAGAAAAACCUCCCAAAUAUACUGAAAGAGGUAAUAUUGAAGCCCAGUAUUUUAAUAUACAAGCUAGAUUGAAGGCUAACGGACAGAAACCCUAUACUCCUAAAGAAGGUAGAUUAAUACAUGACAUAGAAACUGCCUGGUUAUUGCUAGAGAAGUCAGAACAUGGUCGGGAAGUCGCGCUUCGAGAUGAAUUAAUCAGACAAGAAAGACUAGAACAACUUGCUAGAAGAUUCGCUAGAAAGGCUGGUAUUCGUGAAGCCUGGUUGAAUGAUAUGGAACAAAUACUAGAUGAAGAAAUUGUCUGUAGCAAUGCUGUUCAGACAGAGGCUGCUGUUAAAAAACAUGAAGCCAUCAGUGCUGAAAUAUUAGCUAGGAAAGAUCGUUUCCGAGCUCUUAACAACCUAGCUAAAGAACUGGUUCAGGGAAAUUAUCAUAAUAAAGAUGGUGUCCAGAAAAAAGAUCAAGAGGUGAUGAAAAGAUGGAGAGCUUUAUUAGAUAAAUUAGAAGGACGUAAAGUAACACUAUCAGGUUUCAGUAACCUCAUGGGACAUUUCAGAGAAAUAGAAAGUAUUGAAGAAGAACUCAGGGAAGUGGAGAGUAAAGUAAAAGUAAACGAUUUUGGUAAACAUCUUCAAGCUACUGAAGAUUAUUUACAGCAGCACAGUUUACAUGAAGCUCAGGUUCAGGCCCUGGCAAAGCGUGUUAAAAAUCUCAACAGAAGAUCAGUACAGUAUGGUACAGAAGGACAUCCCGAGGCUAAACCUUUAGAACAACGCUUGGAAAAACUAAAUAACCAUGUUUCAAGUGUCCAGAAUCUGUGUAAUGUAAGAAGAAAAGGUCUUGAAGUUGCCAAGUCUUACUAUCAGUUCCUGGAAGAUUCCGAGAUGGAAGAAAGAUGGGUAACAGAAAAAUUGGAAGAUGUGAAAUCAACCAAUACGGGCAAAGAUUUAGAUUCGGCAAAUAAAUUACUUAAAAAACAUGAAAAUCUAGAGUUAGAAAUGGCAUCCAGGUGGAAGAGAUGUGAACAGAUUUGUUCUGUUGGACAAGAUUUAGUCAAUGGAGGUCAUCAAUCUCAAUCAGAAAUUGGACAACGAAUAAAAAAUUUGAUGGACAAAUGGAAACAAUUACAAGAACAAUCUAAAUCUAGACGAGUUCGCUUAGAAGACGCCAUUGAAGCUCAUCAGUACUAUGCUGAUGCCAAUGAAGCUGAAUGGUGGAUGAGAGAGAAGAUGCCAAUAGUAGUUAGUGAUGAUUAUGGUAAAGAUGAAGCUAGUGCUCAGGCCCUGUUAUCCAGACAUAAUAGAUUAGAAAAAGAUAUACAUUCUUUCAAUAAUGAGGUUAAGAGAUUAGAAGAGCUGUCUGUCUUGAUGACCAAGGCUGCCAGCGAGCAUAAUAUAUCUCCAGCAAAAUUCAGUCUGCCAGUUGAAAACGGAGAAAAAUCAGACGAGGAAGAAGCAGCUGAAGAAUUUAUUGAGGUCCCUCAUGAAGUGGAGGUAGAAAAGGUGGUUGAAGAGGAAGUGAUGCAGGAUGUUGUCGAAACAAGAAAAAUUCCUCAGGUCAAGGCCAUGUAUGCUUAUAAAGGUCAAGAUAUCAAAGUUGAUAAAGGGGAGAUAAUGGUUCUCCUUCAACAGACUAAUGAAGAUUGGUGGCAGGUGAGAAAAGGGGAUGGUGGAGAAGGAUUUGUACCUGCUAAUUACGUCAAAGCAGUUGAUCCUAAGGUCAUCCAGAAAGUUGUCAAACGUCCAGUCAAAGUUCCCAAACGUGUAAAAGUCAAAGAAGUUGUCAUGAAAAAGGAGUCUGUGAAACAGAAAAGAUCUGCCAAAGUUCGAAGAGCACCAUCAGUGAGGUCGAAGGAUAACCUUCAUUUUGAUAAAAACAAUGUAGAAACCAGACAACGCAGUAUAAAUGUAUUGUAUAACAAACUGGCUAAAUUAGCUAAGGCCCGCUCUGAAAGUCUAGCCGAUGCAAUCCGAUUGUUCCAUUUCUAUCGUGAGGGUGAUGAAUUUGAAGCUUGGAUGAAAGAAAAGGAACAAGUUUUGGAGAGUCGUGAAAGUUUAGCUGACAACAUGGAUGCCGUGAGAAAGAAAUUUGAGAAUUUAUUGACUAGUUUUGCUGCUAAUAAAGGUAGAUUAGAUGAGAUCAAUCUAUUAGCUACUGAUAUUAUUAAAUCAGGAAGUGCUCAAACUGAUAAAGUCAAACAAAGACAGAAAGAUUUAAAUGAUAAAUGGAAUCAUUUGAAUAAGUUAAAAAUAGAAAAGGAAAAGUCACUACAAGGAGCAUCAAGUAUUGAGUUAUUUAAAGCUACAUGUGAUGAACUUCAAGAGUGGAUUAAAGAAAAAGAUAAUGCCCUAGCUAACGAAGAAAUAGGAAAAGAUUUAAAAUCAAUUCAAGCUCUUCAACGUAGACAUGCUAAUUUGGAACGAGAGUUGGUACCAAUGGAAGAAAAAAUGAACAGAAUGUGUUAUUUGGGAGAUUCAGUGAAGAGUUCAUAUCCUACAGAAACAAAAUAUGUUGAUCAACGACAGAAGGAACUACUUAAACUGUGGAAGGAACUUAAGGAUCGAGCCAAUGCCAGAAAGAACAAACUAAAUGAAGCACAGAAUCAACAGAAAUUUGCUGAAGAAGCCAAGGAUUUGCUAUCAUGGUCUGGAUCAGUAAGAACCAGGCUGGCUAGUGCUGAAAUGCCACAUGAUAUCAAGAGUGCUGAAAGAAUGCUGAAAGAGAACAGUGAUUUAGCUGAAGAUAUAGCAGCUUACAAAGACAAGUUUGUCAAGAUUAAGGCAUUAGGAAAUGAAGUCCUUUCUAAAGAUCCGAAUGCCAAAGAUGUCAAAGAAAAAAUGGAAAGAUUACAAGCUGAAGAGAGAUUAAUUAAUGAUUUGUGGAAACAAAGACAAAAACAACUUCAAGAUGCUUAUGAUCUUCAGGUAUUUAAUCGUGAUUCUGACAAGAUAGAUGCUAUAACUAGAGGUCAUGAAGCUUUCUUAGAUUUUAAUGAUUUAGGGAGUACUGUAGAUGAUGUUCAGAGUUUAUUGAGGAGACAUGAAGAAUUUGAGAAUAAACUACAAGCUCAAGAUGAGAAGGUUCAAGGUUUGAAUGAAAUGGCUGAAAAACUGAUAGCUGAAAAACACCCUAAUCAACAACAUAUCAAUGACCGAAGUCGUGAAGUAACCAAUCGUAGAGCUGGUGUUAAAGAUAAAGCAGCAGACAGACGUAAAGCUCUACUUGAUGCUCUAGCUUUCCAACAGUUUAAACGAGAUUCAGAAGAGUUAUCUGAUUGGAUGAAAGAGAAAUAUAAAACUGCUACAGAUGAGUCAUAUCGUGACCUAGCGAAUUUACAGAAAAAACUGCAGAAACACCAGGCAUUUGAAGCUGAGUUAAAAGCUAAUAGUGACAGACUUCAGUCAUUGAAUCAGUCUGGUGAUAAGAUGAUCAAAGAUAAACAUUAUGCCUCACCAGAAAUAAAAGGAAUCAAAGAUAAACUGAACUCAGAAUGGAAUGAUUUAGCAUCUAAAGCUGGUGAGAAGGGAAAUAAACUACGUGAAGCUGGUCAACAACAUUCACUGAAUCAAGCUUUAGAUGAUGCACAGGAUAAAUUGAAUGAAAUGGAGAAAUCUAAUGCUAAUAAUGAUCUAGGAUCUGAUUUGAGAGGUGUCAAACAGCUCCUCAAGAAGCAUCAGAAUCUAGAGAAUGAUUUAUCUGGUUUAGAAAAAUCUAUAGCCACAUUAAACAGUCAGAGUAAAGAUAUGGCACAGAAAGGACAUUUCAAUUCAGCUAAUAUCAUUAAAUCUGUAGAUGGCUUUAAUACCAGAUUUAACAAAUUAAAACCAGAAGUAGAAAAUCGUAAAGCAGCUCUACAAGAAUCUCAAAAGAGACACCAGUUUAAUUUUGAUGUUGAUAGUGAACUAUCCUGGAUUAAAGAACACCUACCAGCAGCUAGUUCUACAGAUUAUGGUAAAAAUCUACUAGACGCCCAGAAAUUACAGAAAAAACAUCAGGAUCUGGAUAGAGAAAUACAAGGUCAUCAGCCCAAUAUAGAUAAAGUAUUAUCUACUGGAGAGAAACUUCUAGAAGAUAAACAUUCUGAUUCCAAGAAAAUCAAAGACAAAUCUCAGGAACUUCAAUUGUCUUGGGAGGAUCUGAUUAAAAAAUCUAAACAUAGAAAGAAGAACCUAGACAUCUCAGUUCAACAACAGAAGUAUUUAUCUGAAGUUGCUGAAGUAGAUGCUUGGAUAGCAGAAAAGAUGUUAUUAGCCUCCAGUACUGAUUAUGGUAAAGAUGAAAAUGCAGCAGACAAAUUACUGGCUAAGAAUAAGGUGCUUGAAACAGACAUACAGACGUACCAAGGAAUUGUGUCUGGUUUAGGUAAAGAAUCCUCCAGAUUGUUUAAAAUAGGUUGUGCUGACCCCACCUUUAUCAAGAAAACACAGGAUCAACUACAAGACAAUCUAGGUAAACUGAAACGUCUAGCAGCAGAUAGAACUAAGAAUCUAGAAAGAUCUGUAUAUCUAAAUGAAUAUAUGAGAGAAGCAGAUGAUCUAGAAGAUUGGAUUGUGGAACAGCAUCAAACAGCUAGUUCAGAGGAAUAUGGACAAGAUUUUGAGCAUUUUGAGAUACUACGCAGUAAAUUUGAUGAAUUUAAACGUCAGAUAGAGACUGGUAGUGAGAGAUAUAAACGAACUGAAAGACUGGCUAAGAAUCUGUUAGAUGAUAAAGGUCCACAUACCAUACAAGUUCAACAGAGACAGGCUCAACUCAAAGAUGCCUGGAAUGCCUUGAUGGAACAAAUCAGAUCCAAGAAUCAGAAACUAAAAGGUGCUGAAGAGAUCCAUAGAUUUAAUCGUGAUGUUGAAGAUGCGUUGUCAAGGAUACAAGAGAAACAUGACAGUAUACCAGACGACGUGGGACGAGAUUACAAUGCGACCUUGACCUUUUUAAAGAAACAUGAAGCUUUUGAAAAUGAAUUGGCCUCUCUUGAAGCUCAGCUUCAAAUAUUGAUAGAGGAUUCCAAUCGACUACAAGAAGCCUAUCCUGGAGAAAACGCUGAACAAAUAGCCCAGUUCCAAGCUACAGUCGUUGAUAGAUGGGGCCAACUUACAGAACGUUCUGAUCAAAGGAAAGGACAACUUUUGGCAGCUGCUGAUUUACAUAAAUUUAGAGCAUCCGUGAGAGAUUUAGUGAGUUGGGCUAAAGAAAUAGAAUCAGAAAUGAAUGCUGAACACACAGUUCGAGAUGUUCAUGGUGUGGAUAUGUUACGUAACAGACACGAUCAAAUUCGGGCUGAAAUAGAGGCUCAUGGAGAUACUUUUGAUGACAUCAUUAAAACAGGAAAUGAAAUGAUUGUCCAUAAGCAUUACGCUUCUCCAGAGGUCAAAGAAAAGGUGAACCAAGUGGUUGAGCUCCGAGAUAGAUUAUUACAGACGUGGAUGGAUAGAAAAGGUUACUAUGAUCAGCUGUGUGAUUUCCAUAUUUUCUUACGAGAUGCCAAUCAACUGGAAACCAUCAGCAGUUCUCAGGAGGCCUAUUUAAACAAUGCAGAUCUAGGAACUGACAUCUACCAAGUUGAAUCAUUAAAACGAAAACAUGACGCAUUUGAGAAAAUUGUUGAAGCUCAAGAUGAAAAGCUUGAAGCCAUUGUUGAUCAUGGAAGUCAGCUGGUUAAAGAGAAUCAUAUACAAGCUGAAAGUGUUCAGAAAGCUAUGACUGCCGUCACAAACAGACGUAAACAGAUUAAGAAUCAGAGUGAGUUAAGAAAGGGACAGUUAUCAGAUAAUCUAAUCUAUGCUCAGUUUAAUAGAGAUGUACAAGAGACUGAAGGAUGGAUAGAUGAUAAAUUGAAAGUAGCGUAUGAAGAUGAUUUCCAGAAUUCAACAGAUCUCCAUGAUAAGAUGAAGAAAUUACAGAAACAUCAGGCAUUUGAAGCUGAGAUUGUGGCUAACACUGCCAGAAUUGAGGAAAUCAAAAAGAAUGGUGAUUAUCUUGUGAAGAAGAACCAUAAAGCCAGUCCAGAAAUCAAACAAGUUUCACAAAGACUAGGAUCUAAAUGGAAUGAAUUAUUGAAAGCAUCUGCUAAUCGUGGACGUGGUCUUGGAGAGGCUAAAGAUAUUUUACUCUUCAAUGAACAAGUUGAGAAAGUGGAAGCUUGGAUCAGAGAGAAGGAAUUAUUGGUACAAGCUGGUGAUCUAGGUAGAGAUUAUGAACAUUGUUUAGCUCUACAGAAGAAAGCCAAUGAUAUCGAGUCAGCUGGUAUAACAGUAGAUGAAUCACGUAUUAAAUCAAUCAAUGAACUAGCUGAUAGACUAAUAUCACAGGGACAUACAGAUACCAAGGCUGUUAAAAAUAAACGUGAUGAUAUGAACAAAAAAUGGCAAGCACUACAGGGUGAUCUGAACAAAUACAAACAACAACUGUCUAUGUCAUUAGAGAUACAUUCAUUCAAUCGUGAUAUAGAUGAUCUAAAUGAUCGUAUCAAUGAGAAGGCAACUCUCCUCUCUGUAGAAGAUCUAGGUAAAGAUCUAGCAGCUGUUGAAGCUCUACAACGUAAACAGGAAGAUAUUGAACGAGAUAUGACAGCUUUACAGAAUCAAUUAGAGAAAACAGAAGUGUUAGCUGGAAAACUAUGUCAGAAGUAUAGAGAUAAAGUAGAAAUGAUCAAUACUAAAAAGCAGGAAGUUGAAGAUAACUGGGAGAGACUGGAAGAUCUUUCUGAUCAAAGGUCAGUAAAAGCCAAAUUAUCAGAUUCCUACCAGUUACAGAAAUUCUUAUCAGAUGGCAGAGAAUUGGUGUCUUGGUCUAAUGAAAUGAUAGCCAGAAUGAAUGCUGGUGAACUAGCUAAAGACGUAGCAGAAGCUGAAAACUUUUUACAGAUGCAUCAUGAGAGGAAGGCUGAAAUAGAUGGUAGAAAAACUCAUUUCUCUACGAUACGAGAACAUGGUAUGAACCUAGUAAAUAAUAAACAUUACGCUAGUGAUGAUAUACAGAAGAUGAUAUCACAGUUAGAUAAAACUAAGUUAUCUCUCAACGGUACUUGGGAUAAACGUAACUAUCUACUUACACAAUGUCAUGACUUACAGGUAUUUAAAGAGACAGCUGAACAAUGUGAUACAUGGCUAGGAACUAAAGAAGCUUUCUUAGCUAAUGAAGAUUUGGGUAAUACAUUAUAUAGUGUAGAAGGAUUAAUCAAGAAACAUGAAGGUUUUGAGAAAUCAACCAAGGCUCAAGAAGACCGAGUGGAAGAUUUAAAACAGUUUGCUGGUGAUUUGUGCGAGAAGGAGCAUUAUGCUAAAGAUGAGAUCAAGAAAAGAUGUCAGGCUGUUUUAAGCAGACGUGACAAGAUGUGGGAACUCUCAUCCCUGAAACGUAAAAAACUGGAAGAAUCUCAUAACUAUCAAGUUUUCUUACGUAAUUUAUAUGAGGUAUCUGGAUGGGUGAAUGAAAAGUUACAAGUAGCAUUAGAUGAAUCUUACAGAGACCCUACCAACCUUCAAGCUAAACUACAGAAACAUCAAGCUUUUGAAGCUGAAUUAGCAGCCAAUAGAAAUAGAGUUGAUGCUGUGGUUCAGGAAGGACAAGGAUUAAUAGAUGGUGACCAUUAUUCCAAACCAGACAUAAAAAAACGUCUGGAAGAACUAGAGAGGAGUUGGGAAGCUUUGUUAGCAGCCAGUGUGGAUAAGAAAGAUAAACUUCAAGAUGCUUAUCAGGCAUUACUAUUCAACCGUGUGGCAGAUGAUCUAAUGUCAUGGAUGGAUGAAGUAGAAAAUCAACUUGAAUCAGAAGAUCAUGGGAAGGAUUUGACGUCUGUUAAUAAUUUACUCAAGAAACAUCAGCAAUUAGAACAAGAUAUAUCUAAUCAUCAAGAAAAGGUUCAAGAUGUCAUGGAUGCUGUACAGGUAUUUAAAGAAGCUAAACAUUUCCUAAAAGCUGAACUUCAAGCCAGAUCAAAGGAGAUUUCAGACAGAUAUACAUCUCUAAGUGAACCAUGUCAUAUCAGACGAGACAAUCUAGAGGAGGCGUUACGAAUGUAUCAGUUUUAUCGAGAUGUAGAUGAUGAACUCUCCUGGAUUGAAGAAAAACGACCGACUGCUACCAAUACAGAUCUUGGUAAUUCUCUCAGUGCUGCUCAGAAUCUCAUGAAAAAACAUCAGGCCUUGGAAUCAGAAAUUAUAGCUCAUGAACCAUUGAUUGAUGCUGUCGCCAGUUCUGCUCAAAUGAUGGUCAGAAGUAAACAUUUCGCUAGUCAAGAUAUACAGAGUCGUCUGGAUAAUCUUCAUCAACAACUACAGGAACUCAAGCAAAUAACAUCCAGUAGAAAACUGAAAUUACAAGAUUCUCUAGAGGCACAGAAGUUCUAUACAGAAAUUGCUGAAACUGAAUCAUGGAUGAAUGAAAAGAUACCACAGUUGACCAGUUCUGAUCUGGGUAAAGAUGAAGAUUCUGUACAAGUGUUGAUGAAGAAACUGGAUGCUCUAGAAAGAGAUGUGGAGAACUUCAGUAAUAGUAUUGGAGAGUUAUCUGCUCUUAGUCGAAGUCUGACUGAUAAAGGACAUUAUGACAGUGAAAACAUUCGACAGAAACAGACUGAAAUAGAAAAGAGGUAUGCCCAGUUACAAGAUUUAUCCAGUCAGAGAAGACAGAAACUAAGCGAAAGUAAGAAAUUAUUUGAGUUCUAUCGUGAAGCAGAUGAAGUGGCUGAUUGGAUUGAAGAGAGGAACGUCAUAGCUGGGUCUGAAGAUUAUGGUCAAGACUUGGAACACGUUGAGGUUCUACAACAGAAGUUUGAAGAUUUUAUCCAUGAUUUGAAUUCGAAAGAAGAUCGUGUAACGAAGGUGGUAUCUUUGGGACAAACAAUGAUUGACCAGAAACAUUUUGAAUCCAGUAAAAUCAAGAAGAGAAUGGAUGAAAUCAACAAGAAUUGGGCAGAAUUGAAAGAAAUGGCACAAGCUAGACAAGAGUCACUGUCUGGAGCUAAAGAGGUCCAUAUGUAUGCCAGAGAUGCUGAUGAUACAUUAGAAUGGAUCCAAGAAAAAGAUUUGAUUGUUAGCAGUGAUGAUUUUGGACAUGAUUUAGAAAGUGUUCAAUCUUUGAUCAGUAGACAUGAAGGUUUGGAGCGAGAUUUAGCAGCCAUCAGUGAACAAGUUGAGACAAUAACAAAAGAAGCAGAAAGAUUAAUGGCAUUGUAUCCUGAUACUCAGGAACAUAUAGCCAGGAAGCAUGAAGAAAUGGUACAAGCCUGGAACACUUUGGUUGAGAAAUCUUCACAACGUAAAGAACGAUUACAGUCUGCCUUACAGUUACAGAUGUACUUUAAUGACUAUAGAGAACUUACAGCCUGGAUCAGUGAAAUGAUAGCUAUUAUAACAUCAGAUGAACUAGCUAAAGAUCUACCUGGUGCAGAAGCCAUGAUUACCAGAUACAAGGAACAUAAAGCAGAAGUUGACAGCCGAGCAGACGCCUUUUCUAAAUUUAGACAUACAGGAGAGAUGUUGAUCAAGAAUGGUCAUUUCUUAUCAGAUGAGAUUCAAGAGAAGAUCAAUCAACUGAGUGAAUCAAGGGAAGGUUUAAUACGAACAUUGAAUCAUCGUAGAUCAUUACAUGGACAGAAUCUUGAGGCACAGAAACUGAAAUAUUACAUGGAACAACUUGAUGCAUGGAUGAGUCUACGAGAACCUCAACUGAAAGGAAAGAAUUACGGUGAAUCUAUACAGGCUGUGGAAGAAUUAAUCAGACGUCAUGCUGAUUUCGAGAAAACUGUGGAUGCUCAGGAUGAGAAAUUCCAAGCUCUGGACAAACCAUCAGAGGUUGAGAGAGCAUUUGCCCAACAUAAAUUACAAGAACAACAACAGCAAGUUCAAGAUGAUGCUAAAAGAGAGAGAGAUAGAUUGGAUGAAUUAAGGAAGAAAGAACAGGAUCGUAUUUUAGAUGUAAAUGAUGAUGGUGAUGCCCCCAGUCUGCCCAGUUUGCCACCUCCUCCAAAAUCAGCAGACAACAUUGACGAUUCUAAUACAAGUUUAUCUAACACCAGUACUGAUUUCAACAAUGUUCCUCCACCAACUUCACCUGGAUUUACCAAAAAGGAAAAACUAACUUCACCACCAUUAAGCCCAAAACAAAAACGCGUUGAAAACGUGAAAGAUGAGAAAAAAUCGAAAAGAACACCAAGCUUUAACAUCCGACGUAAAACUCGAAGUUUCAAAGAAAAAUAUAAACUACCAGAAGAUCUACCACCAGUUGAAAUGCAAGGUACAAUAGACAGAAAACAAGAGUUACAAGUUGGAGGUAAAAAAGCUACCAUUAGAUCCUGGAAACAGUUCCAUACUGUGUUAUUUGGUCAACUCUUGUGUUUCUUUAAAGACAAAGAAGCUUUUACAGAAAGUCAAGCAGCUGCCCCACCUGUUAAUAUACAUCAAGCUCAGUGUGAGAUAGCUAGUGAUUAUACCAAGAAGAAAAAUGUCCUCCGUCUAAAAACCAAUGAUGGAGCUGAGUUUUUAUUGGAAGUUCACAAUGAAGAAGAAUUAAAUGAUUGGUUGAACAAAAUCCAAUAUUAUUCAGGUAGAGUUUCCUCCCUUAAUUCUUUAUUUUGUAAUCUAGGGGCUUGUCCCUGUCGGAACCAUUUCAAGAUCUUUGAUUGGUCAUAG
This is a messenger RNA of Lottia gigantea (owl limpet), 11592 nucleotides long. RefSeq lists its product as hypothetical. Gene Ontology annotation, cellular component: cell projection; cortical actin cytoskeleton; cell junction. The coding region runs from base 1 to 11592 and encodes 3863 amino acids. The transcript is spliced from 79 exons. The record is from RefSeq and is a predicted model, not a curated record. Gene Ontology annotation, molecular function: phospholipid binding; actin filament binding. Gene Ontology annotation, biological process: actin cytoskeleton organization. Lineage: Eukaryota; Metazoa; Mollusca; Gastropoda; Lottiidae.